AAACCAAGUUCGCGCGAUUUUCAAAAGACAAAAUGGUAGACGCCGCUGUUUUGGACAAGCUUGAAGCUGGCUUUAAGAAGUUAGAGGCUUCCGACAGCAAAUCUCUCCUCAAGAAGUACCUGACGAGAGAGGUCUUCGACAGGCUUAAGAACUUGAAGACUCCCUCAUUCGGUUCUACCCUCCUUGACGUCGUACAAUCUGGAUUUGAGAACCACGAUUCUGGCGUAGGUAUCUAUGCCCCGGAUGCCGAAGCUUACACCGUUUUUGCCGACCUCUUUGACCCCAUCAUCGAGGACUACCACGGUGGGUUCAAGAAGACCGACAAGCACCCCGCCAAGGAUUGGGGCGAUGUCGAUUCCCUCGGAAACCUUGACCCCACUGGCGAAUACGUCAUUUCUACCCGUGUGAGGUGUGGUAGAUCAAUGGAAGGCUACCCCUUCAACCCUUGCCUCACUGAGGCUCAAUACAAGGAGAUGGAAGAGAAGGUCUCCUCCACUCUUUCCGGUUUGACCGACGAACUGAAAGGCACCUACUAUCCGUUGACCGGUAUGACCAAGGAGGUGCAGCAGAAGCUUAUCGACGACCACUUCCUCUUCAAGGAGGGAGACAGGUUUUUGCAGGCGGCCAAUGCCUGCAGGUUCUGGCCCACCGGUCGUGGUAUCUACCACAACGACAACAAGACAUUCUUGGUCUGGUGCAACGAGGAGGACCACCUCAGGCUCAUCUCCAUGCAGAUGGGAGGCGAUCUCGGCCAGGUUUACAGACGUCUCGUCACCGCUGUAAACGACGUCGAAAAGCGUGUCCCCUUCUCUCACAAUGACAGACUCGGCUUCUUGACUUUCUGCCCCAGCAACCUCGGAACCACUGUCAGAGCCUCUGUCCACAUCAAGGUCCCGAAACUCGCUGCCAACAAAACCAAAUUGGAAGAAGUCGCCGCUAAAUUUAACCUUCAGGUCCGUGGUACUCGUGGCGAGCACACAGAAGCUGAGGGCGGAGUUUACGAUAUUUCCAACAAAAGGAGGAUGGGUCUCACUGAAUACCAGGCCGUCAAGGAGAUGCACGACGGUAUCGCCGAGCUCAUUAAAAUUGAGAAAGAACUGUAGAUAUCUCACAAUGUUGUUGAUUAAAUACCAAAAAAUAAAGAUUAAAAUUAUAUAAACAACAUAAAAUAUAUAUAAAAUACAAAUAAUCUGAAAGGCAGUACAGAAGAAAAAUAAUGGAAGGAAUUUAAUCGAACUGAUAUUAUUUCUAUUUGUUCUUUUUCGUUACUAACUUUUACUUAACAACAUUUUCUUCCUACUAUUCAUCACCUUGUGUGGUGAGUGGUCUGGAAAAUAGUUUAUUGUCAUUAACUCUAAAGAGAAAAUUGUCGCGUUUUAAACGAAACGUGCGUUUUUCUUCUAAUAAAGUCUAAACACCUACAAGAUUUCAAA
Molecule: messenger RNA, 1433 nt
Organism: Cimex lectularius (bed bug)
Lineage: Eukaryota; Metazoa; Arthropoda; Insecta; Hemiptera; Cimicidae
Product: arginine kinase
Exons: 5
Coding region: 33-1103 (356 amino acids)
Biological process (GO): phosphocreatine biosynthetic process
Molecular function (GO): creatine kinase activity
Source: RefSeq, a predicted model, not a curated record